This is a messenger RNA of Mobula hypostoma (lesser devil ray), 3008 nucleotides long. RefSeq names its product histone-lysine N-methyltransferase PRDM9-like. The transcript has 10 exons. The coding region runs from base 404 to 2641 and encodes 745 amino acids. Gene Ontology annotation, molecular function: protein binding; histone methyltransferase activity. The record is from RefSeq and is a predicted model, not a curated record. Lineage: Eukaryota; Metazoa; Chordata; Chondrichthyes; Myliobatiformes; Myliobatidae. Gene Ontology annotation, cellular component: nucleus. Gene Ontology annotation, biological process: regulation of gene expression.
UGCACCCUCGUCAGAAAGAAACUCUUGUGGGAGAAACGAUCUGCAGCGCAAUACCGAGAAAACAUCACUCUGGUCACAGGAGAUUAUUGAGCUGUCUGCCGUCUCGGCAGAGUGGGAAGUAACAGGAUCAGGGAAAGAGGUUUGGGCAGCAGAGUUGCCCAGAAGGAAAAAGGGGCGAGAAGGAUCAGGGGAAUUGGGGUGUGUGAGUUCAGGAAAGAAGGCUGAGCUGUUGCUUUAGGUGAAGAAGUCAUGUCUGGGAGCUGGGAAUCGGAGGAUGCAAACAAGUUUAACGACAUUGUUCGUUACUUUUCCAAAGAAGAGUGGGCAGAGCUGAGUGACUGGGAGAAACUCCGCUACAAGAAUGUGAAGCGGAACUAUGAAGCCAUGCUCGCCAUUGGACUGAAUGUACCAAAGCCAGAAUUCAUGGGACGGCGAAGCAGAGGGUGUCAGCCCCAUUUAUAUGAAUCAAGUGGUUCAGAUGAGGAGCGGAUGCCUAAUCUUUCCAAAAAGUCACAAAGUCACACCCCAUUCAGACAAAGACAAACGUGAAGAUUUGAGUGAAGUCACUGAGGAACAUGGCUCAAUGAAGGAAGAUCCCAUUUUCGUGAAACAAAUCAAAAGAGCAGCAGAUUCAGCAGGGUCACAGCCUCAGGGAAGAAGCUCUUCCUCUGCCUGCUGGUGCGGGAACGGAGACUCCUGUACUGCCUACCGGAUGGGAGCUGUCUCCACCAAAAAUAUGUUUGGAUCAACAAAUGAUAAGUCAACCAAAGUGUCUGAGAAAAGACAAUAUGAUUUACGAAAGAAAGAGAAGAAAAAUUACAUUGAGGAACAAGAGCUUCGUGAUGACGACUACCUUUUUUGUGAAGCCUGCGAGACGUUUUUUAUUGAAGAAUGCCCUGUGCAUGGUCCACCCAUCUUUAUGAAGGACACUGUUGUGGAUUUCAAUCAACCAGACAGAGCACGUUUAACUCUUCCUGAGGGUCUCUACAUAGCCCCAUCAAAAAUUCAGAAAGCUGGUCUGGGUGUCUGGAAUGAAGGGAAGCUUAUUCCCAGGGGUGUUCAUUUUGGACCAUAUGAAGGGGAGGUUUCUAGUGAAGAAGCAGCUGCUGUCAGUGGAUAUUCAUGGGUGAUCAGCAAGGCAAACAAUAACCUUGAGUACAUAGAUGCCCAGGAUGAAGCGAAAUCAAACUGGAUGAGGUUUGUGAACUGUGCCAGAAAGGAGGAGGAACAGAACCUGGUUGCCUUCCAGCACUGUGAAAACAUUUACUACAGGACGUGUAAGCCAGUUCCUGCUCACUGUGAGUUACUGGUCUGGUACGGUGAUGAUUAUGCCAAGGAGCUGGGAAUCACUUGGACCUCCAUGUGGAUGUCAAAUCAGGAAGCAAAAUUAUCACAUCAAGUGACCCAGAGUGACUGUUAUCCUUGCCCUCCCUGCAACAUUGCAUUUACCACAACAGAUUUCCUUAAACGGCAUUUGAGACGACACGCUGCAGCGUCCAGACCAACAUCAACUGGAGAACCAUCGUCCUCCAAUGUAAACCAAGAUGGUCAGAGUCCAAUGUCGAAACGUAGGCAGGAUCCAUUCACACUAUCCGAUAGAAAGAGGACAUUUGCCAAGUCAGAUUACCCUCAAGUUGGCAAAAAGGAGAGACAGCAUGAAUGUCCGGACUGUGGGAAGAGUUUCACACAGGCAGGGAGCCUCCACCAACACCAGCGGACCCACACCGGAGAGAGGCCGUAUAAAUGUUCCGAAUGUGGGAAGAGUUUCACAGUGUCAGGCCAUCUCCACCAACACCAGCGGACCCACACCGGAGAGAGGCCGUAUAAAUGUUCCGAAUGUGGGAAGAGUUUCACACAGGCAGGGCACCUCCAUCAACACCAGCGGACCCACACCGGAGAGAGGCCGUAUAAAUGUUCCGAAUGUGGGAAGGGUUUCACACAGGCAGGGCACCUCCACCUACACCAGCGGACCCACACCGGAGAGAGGCCGUAUAAAUGUUCCGAAUGUGGGAAGAGUUUCACACGGGCAGGAAACCUCCAUCAACACCAGCUGACCCACACCGGAGAGAGAUCGUAUAAAUGUUCCGAAUGUGGGAAGAGUUUCACACGGGCAGGAAACUUCCAUCAACACCAGCUGACCCACACCGGAGAGAGGCCGUAUAAAUGUUCCGAAUGUGGGAAGCGUUUCACACAGGCAGGAAACCUCCACCGACACCAGCGGACCCACACCGGAGAGAGGCCGUAUAAAUGUUCCGAAUGUGGGAAGAGUUUCACGGUGCCAGGGGACCUCCACCGACACCAGCGGACCCACACCGGAGAGAGGCCGUAUAAAUGUUCCGAAUGUGGGAAGAAUUUCACACGGGCAGGAAACCUCCACCGUCACCAGCGGACCCACACCGGAGAGAGGCCGUAUAAAUGUUCCGAAUGUGGGAUGGGUUUCACAGAAUCAGGGAGCCUCCAGCAACACCAGCGGACCCACACCGGAGAGAGGCCGUAUAAAUGUUCCGAAUGUGGGAAGAGCUUUGCUCAUCUUCACCAGCAGAAAUCUCACACUUGUGUUGAAACUUGUCACACGUGUGGGAAUGUCUUCAGGGAUUCAUCAGCUUUCACAAUUCGUGUGAGAAGUUGUAUCGAACAAUAACGAACACAACGGUAAUUAAUUCCGUAUUUAUUAAAGUUCAGUGAAUCUUUCUAAAUGACCGUGAAUAGUUUUUUUUCUCAAAUUGUAUUUUUUUACUUAUACGUCCCGUAUUUUACUCUUUUUGUUGAUGUAUUUAUGUGAAGUUUUGGGCCCCGUCGUUUUCCACAACCUGCGUGAGUUGGAAUUUGAGGGGCGAUAUCACUGGUGCAUGUUCCACCCACUCUGUCAAGGCAGCAUCUUCCGACUGGGAAAAGCACUGCCCCACUGUGAAUUUAAUGUAUUUAACAGAUGUUUCAGGGAUGAAACAAGUUUAAUUCGUAUCGUUGUGCACUGUACGUUUUUAAAAUAUUGCCGAGUAAAAUUCUUG